Messenger RNA from Dimorphilus gyrociliatus, 772 nucleotides. Lineage: Eukaryota; Metazoa; Annelida; Polychaeta; Dinophilidae. The record is from the annotation of a GenBank genome assembly.
GAUGGACCUACCUGGAAGAAAUUUUGCAGGUUUUACAGGAAAAGAUAUCGUGGAUAAGUUACUGGAUUCGAAAUGGGCUUCAAGAAAACCUAUCCUGUUUACAACUAGACAGUCUUGCGUCAAUUUUUGUCAAAUGUUAGCCAUUUUAGUUAAGCUCUUAGAUAAAGGGUUUUUCCAUCGAAUUGAGAAACAAAAAAAUAGUAAGAAGAAAGAAGAAACCCCAGGCGAAAUAAAGAAGAAAAAGAAGGAAUACAGAGAAAAUGAUAAAAAAGAUGGAAAAAAGAAUAAAAGUAAAAAGAAUAAGAGAAAGAUCUUUAUAUUGGAGCAUGAAGAGCAAAUUUUUAAAGAUGGAGAUAACUAUUACGUUUGGGUUUAUGAUCCAGUUUCUUUAAAAACCUGGAUUAUUGGUUCAUUUAUUGUUCUUGGAGUGAUUGGUAUAUGUCUAUUUCCUCUCUGGCCCCCCAAAGUUCGAGAUAGUAUCUAUUAUUUAUCUAUUUUGGGAACUGGUUUUAUAGGUCUACUUUUCUUUCUAUAUAUUCUUAGAGCUAUAAUCUUUGUCAUUGUUUGGACAAGUACUCGUGGUAAAUAUCAUUUAUGGAUACUACCCAAUUUAACAGAGGAUUGCGGUUUCGUUGAAUCUUUUAUUCCUAUGUAUUCCAGUUCCGUAAUUGAAUCUAAAAUAGUAAAGCAGGAUAAUUUAGAAAUAGAAUCAAAAGUUGAACAUACAGAACGACAAGAUGAUUUUGUCAGCGAAAAGGAGAAUAAUGAAUAG